AUGGAUGAUUCAAAGCCAGUUGAUCAGAUAUUCACUAAAGCACUACCGAAGAUUGAGCUGCACGCUCAUCUCAGCGGGAGCAUCAGUCGCCAAUGCCUGCAUGAAAUUUGGAAACGCAAAAAAGAGCACAAUCCCAAUCUAAAUGUAGAGGAUCCGCUGGUACUGAUGCCUCCGGGCAAGGUCGAUUAUACACUGGAAACGUUCUUCUCCACAUUCUCCAAGUUGACCUACCAACUCUGCAACGACCUAGAAAGCUUGGUAUAUGCUACUAAUUCGGUCCUGGAGGACUUUCUUGGAGAUGGAGUAGUGUAUCUUGAGCUACGAACCAUACCAAGAGCAUCUCCUGGUAUCACUCGAGAGCAAUACAUCAGCUCAGUUCUAGCUACAAUCGAGACAUUCCAAAGUAAAACACAACGGAUGUCUGUGUUUUUAAUUCUAGCCAUCGAUCGCGGCAGCAUGACGGCAGCAGAGGCGGAUGAGAUCGUCAAUCUUGCCAUCGAAAACAAGUCGCGCGGUCUUGUGGGGGUGGAUAUAUGCGGCAACCCAACCAAAGGCGAUGUCAGCAUCUACAAAGAAUCAAUUUCGAACGCAAAAGCCAACGGUCUAGGAAUCACCAUUCAUUUUGCUGAGACAGCAGCUUCGGCUUCUGCGAGCGAGCUAUCAACCCUUCUUUCAUUCCAACCCGACCGAUUAGGCCAUGUCAUCCAUGUGCCUGACGAGGUCAAGAAGGAGAUUGCGCGGCGCAGGCUCUGUCUGGAACUGUGUAUCUCUUGUAAUGUCCAUGCAAAGAUGGUUAACGGGGGUUUCUUGGAUCACCAUUUCGGUUAUUGGCGACACGAAGACUGCCCUAUCGCACUCUGCACCGACGAUGUGGGAUUUUUCUGUAGCCCCGUCUCGAACGAGUACUUGUUGGCCGCACAGCAUUUCGGCUUGAGUCGUGCUGAUCUCUUGGAAAUGUGCAUCAAGUCUGCAAAUGCAAUUUUUGCUGGCAAGUACCACAAAGAGAGAAUCCAAAGUAUGCUGGAAGGAUUCGCUACUCGGUUUGACUCUGCAUGA
Penicillium roqueforti is the source of this 1056-nucleotide messenger RNA. Its product is annotated as putative adenosine deaminase. The transcript is spliced from 4 exons. The coding region runs from base 1 to 1056 and encodes 351 amino acids. Gene Ontology annotation, molecular function: adenosine deaminase activity. Lineage: Eukaryota; Fungi; Ascomycota; Eurotiomycetes; Eurotiales; Aspergillaceae. Gene Ontology annotation, biological process: inosine biosynthetic process; adenosine catabolic process. The record is from RefSeq and is a predicted model, not a curated record.